ACCCGUAAAGGAAGGACCCCAGAGAGCACGACGCGCCGGAAGCUGGUGGGUUUGGCUGUGAGGGAGAUGGCGGCGUUUUAACUGGCUCGCAGCAGUCAGUUUCCAGAGCCUUGUGACGAUGACUUCCUUGAAAGUGCCAGUUAUUGAUGUCCAGAACAAUAAUUUCAAGGAGCUCUGGCCAUCUAUGCUCUUGGCCAUCAAAACAUCUAGCUUUAUAGCUAUUGACACGGAGCUUAGCGGGCUUGGAACAAGGAAGAGUUUGUUGAAUCAGUGUAUUGAAGGACGAUACAAAGCUGUUUGCAAUGCUGCCAGAACGCGCUCCAUUUUGUCUCUAGGCAUAGCUUGUUUCAAGCAGCUUCCUGAAAAGUCAGAGAACACAUACCUCUCCCAGAUCUACAACCUGACCCUGCUCUGUAUGGAGGAUUAUAUCAUUGAACCACAGUCAGUUCAGUUCCUGGUGCAACAUGGCUUUGACUUCAACAAGCAGUAUUCUCAAGGCAUUCCCUAUCACAGGGGCAAUGACAAGGGAAAUGAAAGCCACAGCCAGACUGUCCGUACUCUUUUCCUGGAACUGAUCCGAGCCAAGAAACCCCUUAUCCUGCACAAUGGCCUAAUUGAUUUGGUCUUUUUGUACCAGUGCUUCUAUGCUCACCUGCCUGACAACUUGGGCACAUUCACUGCUGAUCUUUCAGAGAUGUUCCCAGCUGGCAUCUAUGACACCAAGUAUGCCUCAGAGUUUGAGGCACGCUUUGUGGCCUCUUACCUAGAGUAUGCCUACAAAAAGUGCAAGCGAGAGAAUUACAGGCUGAAGAUCUCCAAAAAGCAGUAUCUCAUUAUAGAAUUCUGCAACUACCCUGCUAGUAUAGCUUCCUACAUUGAUUACCGCUUCUGCUCUCUGUCAGAUGCCAGCCAAGCUGGGCUUGACCCUGCAAACAAAGUCACCAUCUGUCAGACAUUUUCUGCCUAUGGCUGGUGCCCAGAUGGGCUAAAGUGUUUGCAGUCUCACAAUAUUGACCUUAUAAUUAAUGAAGAUGAGAACCACAAAGAGGACAAGCGGAAGAAAAGGAAACAGAAAUGGAAGCGUUGGAAGAAUUUUGUAGAACCCCUAAAAGAACCUGAAUUGGGAAGUCCUGAGAAGGAUGGAGCAGUGUCUUGGAAUAUGGAGGAUGGUCCCCCAUCAAAGCAGUCAUGUCUCAGCACCAUGCUUGCUCCUACUGUAGACUGUGUGGGUAUAGAAACUGUAUCCAGUAAUGAGGAGAGUUCCAUGGAUGUGGAACGAGAGCUAGGCUCUGACACUGCAACUGAUGCCAAGAUGGAUGAGGAACAAGCCAGUACCACAGAAAAUGAGGGCAUCACUUUAUCACCUUCCAAAGAUGGGCAGCAGGAAAGGGUAGCAGGGAUUGAAGGAUCAGGGCCAAAGGUCCAGCUGGAGAGUGCUUCUGCAGUGAUUGUCCUUUCUGGCACAGAGAACCCAAUGGCACCUGUGCCUGGCUGUUCAGAGGGUGGUAUUCACCGGGCUGGCUUUGAUGCCUUCAUGACAGGUUACAUUAUGGCAUAUGUCCAUAUGUUCAAAAAUGAUGAACACAAAGACUUAAGUGAAGGGCCUUGGUUGCCAGACUGCCAUAACAAAGUGUACCUCAGUGGGAAGUCUAUGCCCCUUCAGAUAGUGAAAAGUUUGUUUUCUAAAUCCUCCAAAGCCCACAGCCAGAAGAUGAAGUUGGCUUGGGCCAGUAGCUAGAGCCAGGAGCCUUCCUACUUGUGACUCCAGAUGAGAACUAUUGAAAGCAACAGCUUCUACCCAACUUCGUCAUAUAGAAGCAGCAGCCUAUGUUUUUAAACAUCUGCACAAUUAAAUUACUUAUACUAGAAUUUCCCUUCUUGUUUGUUAAGGGUAGAUCCUUAAUGUACAUAGGGCCAGGCGACUUGUCUUCAGUAUGAACCUCCUACGUGUACUGGGAGAAGCCUGAAUUUAUAGCAUCUUAGUCUGUUCAUUCAUACAAACACCAUGAGAACUGGCAUCUUAUUUCUGUAAUGACCACGGAGACCACUUCUCUUGCUACUACCAUAGAGAGAUAAAACAGCUGCCAGAUAUAAGUAAUGCUAUGAUAUUUAGCCUGGUACAGGACCUUACACCUAUUCAGUUUUUGUAUGAUUUAAUUCCCAGAUCAGAGAUUGUCAGGGAGCAUAUAUUGAGGCAGUAUUUUGUUGAUGCAAUUAAAGUCCAUGUGCAGGGGAUGUGCCUCAGCACAAUAAUCAAUUGUUGAUUAUCAGGCUGAGGCACAGAAGAUCUAGUAUAAAGCCCUGCUACUCACAGUAUCCAAGACAUUCUCCUAGUCCAGCGGUCGUUGACAUUUCUGUUGUGAAAAGACAGCUUCUAAACAUAGAACGUAGCUUUGUCAAAGCUAGUUUUAGGGGGGAAACAGUAUUUUUUUUGGCACUCUCCUUUUCAGGCUCAAUUAUAAACUUUCCCUAGCAGAUCCAGUAACUCUAUAUCCCAAUCAUACAUAACAGAAGAAAGCAGUGAAGGACUUCCUCCUGGAAACCAGGAAGUAGCAGCGCUGUUUACCUGGAAGAGACAUUAGGCUAACUAGUGGAAAGCAUUAAAAGUAGAAUUGAGCAUGUUGGAAUUUCUCUAUUGAGAUGCGUAGCGCUGCGGAACGGAGAGUAUUGAGCGAGCUGUGUGUGUUUGAAUCUUUGUUAAGAUUCUACCUUCCCUGCAAAUUAGUCAGACAGAGACUUUAAGCUUUAAAAUAAGAAACUACUUUAUUCUGGAAGUACAUGCUUGAUAGGAAAGAGCUCUAUAGCUAACUAGCUAUGCUAGAGCAACGAGCACUGGUCCCAGUACUCGCCCUCAUCCUGGUUGAGAGGAGAGACAAAGAAAAGAUGGCUGCUCCCCUGUUGAGAGAAAGAGAACACUGAGAAAGGCGGGAAGGAACUGAGAUCAACAUUCCUUUGCUUAUCAGCCUAGCAGGAAGGGAAGAGAUGGCAGGAUCAAAGGGAUAGGUAUAGCCUCAACCAGCAAGAGGUCUAGCUCGCUCUAGCUACCCUUAUUAACCCCAUGCAGCCUCAACCCACCAAGUUGGAGUUGAACCUCAUACAUUCCAACAGAGCACACAGGAGAACAAGUCUUAAGAAGAAACAGCAUGGCUUGUGCAAAAAGAAAUUGUGCUUCAAAUGGCCACGGUCUUAGAGCAGGGAUCACUAACCAGGGAUUGGACCAGGGAGCACAUUUCAAAUUUUCAGUACUGAGGGUGCCAGUCACAAAGGUGCUGUCAUGGGGGGCAUCAAACCACCUCAUAUUUAUCAUAGCAAAUCAACUAUGUCCUGCUGGUCCUGAUUGUGGAGAUGCUACUGUUAAAGGUACAAAAAAACUGUUUUCCACAAUGCCAACUCUAAGCCAAAGCCUAGGCUGCCAUCCUAUACCCACUUACCUGGAAGUAAGCCCCAUUAACACAGAGAGACUUCUGAAGUAGAUAUGUAUACCAUUGUACUGUAAAGUUAACUAUACAGUGAAUUCUUAAUGAGUCCCUGGACAUCAGCUCCUGCACAGGAGCAGACAUGCCUAAACCUCUUUGUGAACUUCUCAUAUUUUGCACUUGGCAUUUGUGGAAGGGAUUCUUUAACGUCCACCCACAGCGCUUUCAGAAUUCAAAAUAUGCCUACUAGUCCAAAAAGGUUGGUGAGCCCUGUUCUAGGGAAUAUAAUUAUCUCAGACAAGCCUACCACAGGAAAGAUGCAGCAGGAAAGGUAUGCCAAAGGACAGGGCAAAACAGCAGCUCUUCAGGACCCCAGGGAUUCCUAUAACCCCCUGCCCAAACAAAUCACUUAUCAAUCCCUGCUCAGAUUUCACUCGUUGGGUAAAGACACUGACCGGCAGGAGCAGCCAGGGUGGUUCAUUUCACAGAAAUCGCUUAAAAGAGUAUCUGUACAUUUUGCUUUAUUAUUAUUUUUUUCUAGGAAGACUAGAGACUUUUUAAAAGUUCCAGACCUUUACCUGAUCUCCAGCUGAAUUGCUGGUGCUGCAUAUCAGGAGGGAGAGGGGAAGGGGCAAGGCAGGUCAGUUGGUGUGGUACAAGCUUGCCAGACUUCACCUCUUGCCAGCGCAUCUGCAGCACGCCAACCUUGCCCCAACCUUCCCUCUCUGUCCCAGUAUGCAACGACUCAGUUGGAGGGAAGUUAGGCAAGUGGCACAGCCCUGCUAUGUCAUCCAUGACUGCCUAAAACUUGUCAGUCAUGGCCCUCUUUGAGCCGUAAGAGGACCAUGACUAACAAGCUUUAGGGAGGUGUGGAUGGCAUGGUGGGGCUGUUUGCAUAAACAACAGGAAAUAGAAGUUGAGUGUAAACAGACCAUUUUGAUCCCCAAAGCUCUAUAGCAGGACCAAUGGUAUUCAGCUUCUUUGUAACCGAGGUGGUGUAAGAUGAGCAAAGUAGUGGCUAAAUUUGCAGACUGCACCAAAUUAAUCAGGAAAGUGAAAGCCCAAGCUGACUACACAGUUCCAGUCAGAUCUUGUAAUGAACAAAUGUAAAGUUAUGCACACUGGGACAAAAAAUUCAAACCUUCCAAAUACACUGAGGGUCCUGAACUGGUAAUGGCUAACCAAGAAAGAUCUUGCAGUCUGGUAGAUAUCACAAUGAAAUCCUCAAUUCAGCGGUGGGAGUGCGGGAGGGAGGAUUCCAUACUAAUUAAGAAUCAUUAGGAAAUGGAUUGAAAAUUAAAACUCAGAAUUUCAAAAGCCAUUACAAUACUAUAGAUAGUCUGGUCACUCGUCCUCAAAAGAAUAUUAAAGCUGGGGGGAAAAGAGCAAUCAAAACUGUAGGAGGAAAAUCUAAAAAGCAUGCAGGGCUUUUUAAGCUGAGGGAUGAUAAGGCAGGACAUAACAGAUUUAUAAAAUUAUGAAGAGGCAGAGAAAGUUUCCCCCCUCAUCACAAUAAAACUCAGGAUCACUCCAUGUAAAUGAUUGGCAAUUGAUUCACAACCACUAUAAAAGUAUUUUUGAGUGAUUGGCUUUUAAAAUGCAGACAUAAAAGGUGGUGAUGGUACUAGGUUAGAUGACUUUAAAAAUGUGAUUAGACAAAUUAAUGGAGUAUUUGAUCUAACAGACAUAGCAGAAGAGAGCCAGAGGCAAUAAGCCUCUGAAUAUCAGUUCCUGGCGAGGACUAUUGUCCAUGUGUGGCCACUGUAGAAGAAACAAUGUUGACCCUUUAGUCUGUUCUAGCACAGUUUUUAUGAGAUCAGAAGAAAAGACUGCUACCUGCGGGGGAGGGAAUGCAUUUUCUAUGCCGCAUAUCGUUGGGUACUUGGGAAAUGUGCUGUCUUACUAUAGAAACAGCUUCUUAAAGAAAACAAAUCUGGAUCCCUCACAACUGUUUGUUGCAUGAAAACAUGGAAUCCUGAAAUAGGUGAAGAAACUGCUAUAAAAGGACUCCUCACCAAAUCAGAACAUUUAUCAAAGAAGAAACCUAUCAUAUCCCUUAAAAUAUUAUUGUUUGUAAUAGAUGAAGUUGUCACACACAGAGAUGAGCCUGCAAAUACUGAAAUCCUUGAUUUUAAACAUCCACUUGCCAAUGGGUAUAUUUCAGAGACUAUUUAGUACUAUGUAUUGCAUUCUCCUUUAGCUUUGUCUUUUCAACAACAAAAGUAAAUUUAUUUUUUAUUCUGAAAGCAAAUUAGGAAACAGAUUACAAAAACUGACAAAACAUAUUCAAACACUUUAAACUAGAUUCAU
Messenger RNA from Rhineura floridana, 5726 nucleotides. RefSeq names its product target of EGR1, exonuclease (gene TOE1). Gene Ontology annotation, biological process: snRNA 3'-end processing. The transcript is spliced from 8 exons. The record is from RefSeq and is a predicted model, not a curated record. Gene Ontology annotation, molecular function: snRNA binding; 3'-5'-RNA exonuclease activity; metal ion binding. The coding region runs from base 119 to 1738 and encodes 539 amino acids. NCBI's taxonomy places the organism in Eukaryota, Metazoa, Chordata, Lepidosauria, Squamata, Rhineuridae. Gene Ontology annotation, cellular component: Cajal body; cytoplasm.